Patella vulgata (common limpet) is the source of this 2971-nucleotide messenger RNA. RefSeq lists its product as uncharacterized. The record is from RefSeq and is a predicted model, not a curated record. The transcript is spliced from 2 exons. The coding region runs from base 666 to 1991 and encodes 441 amino acids. NCBI's taxonomy places the organism in Eukaryota, Metazoa, Mollusca, Gastropoda, Patellidae.
CAGGUGCAAAAAUAAACAAACGGGUAGAGAACAGAGCGAACAAAAAUACAUGUUCUACAGACAUUAUAAACCAACAAUAAAGAAUACAGAAAGAAAAGAUGAUGGUUUGUUUUUACAAUAAUUAAAACAUGAACAGUACAUCAUACCCAAAAUAACCUUGCAUCGGUUCUAACAAGACUAAAGGAGGUCAUCUGUGAAGCUGGAUACACAUUACGUUAUUUGGCAAGACAUUGACUCCCAGCUUUUAGUAUCAUAUUAUGGUUCACCCUGUACUUGAUAAUGACAAGAAGAUACAUGUAGAAACGUCGCACUAUUAAACUUACUAGUGAUUGUUAUCCAUAAAGUUGUGUUUGUGUUAUUCCUAUCACUAAAUGCCUUAUAAACAAUAUAAUUAAAUUUACAUUUAGCAGGAGGAGCCACGGUGACUCAGUGAGUAUUGCUUAUACCUGGUAUUUUGUAUCACAUAUCGUUGAUAACGACAAGAGGGUACUGGUAAAAACGUUGUUCAAUUAAAGUUGGUGGUUAUUGUUUUUAUCCGUAAAGUAGUGUUCGUGUUUUUUCAAUCAGUGUUUCCUAUCACUAUGUGCCUUACAAACAAUAUAAUUAGACAUUAAUCAUUUAAACAGAGUCAACGAUAUACUUGUCUUCAUAAAACAUACCUCAAAAUGAAGGAAGCAGAUCGUAAUGCCAUUUAUUCAAUUUUCUGUAACCUUACUCGUGACUUUGAUCCCAAAUACGUCACGCCUGCCUUGAUACAGGAGAGAAUUAUGACACCAGAAGAAGUAAAGGAGAUGAAAGCGUCUACCGGAAGUACUGAAGAAAAAGCUAGCUUAGUUAUCAUUAAGAUCCUGGACAUGGGCUCUGUUCCGACAUUUGUGAAUAUUUUACGUCACAACAAUUCAUUUAAUCACUUAGCAGAAAUGGUUUUGUCAGUGACGAGCUUCGUAAACGACGAAGAAACGGAAGUCAAGCAAGUAGAAUCAAUGGCUUCCAAUGGAAACAAACCAACACGAAUUGACAUCUUCACCGGAAGUAGACGGAAAGUAAAGAAUUUUGGACACUAUUUAAAACGUCUGAUUCACUGCGGUAAUCUGGACGACUUUCAGAAACAGGUCAACAAAGUUGAGCAGAUUUGGUCAAGAGUUAGGCAUGACUAUAAAACAGAUGUCGCCAAACGGGCCGAGGUGGCGGAUUUCAUGUUCACCGUCCGGGAUUGUCAACUUGCUACAUUCAGAAUCCAAAACGAUGCCAGCAUGUAUGACCAUCCUUUUUUUGCUGAUAUGACCAAGAUCAUUCCAUUCACGUCUAAUCCGAUACUAAGCAGCAUGUCCUACAUCGCACGACACGGGGCUGCCGUUAUUUUAGCUGAACCACUUGAUGCGGGUCUUUCUGAAAUGAUGCAUGCCAAGAUGCAUUCGGAACACAUAGUACCCUGUAAGGAGGCUGGAAUGGUCUAUUAUCAAGAAAUUGACAUAAUGGUGAGGAAAUACGAGAACGAGACUACUGAGAACAUGAAAACUGAUAUGUUGAAUCGCUGUCGUCUGGCACUGGGUCAGUUUGAACACGAAGACUCAGCCGUAAAGGAAGAUUUUACCCGGAUGUUGUAUUUGAGAAUGGCGAAUAUUUAUCUCGGGCUUAACGUAUUCGGCAGAGUUAUAGAACAUGUCAGUGUGUCGGAAGUUGAUAUAGCAGCAGCACAUCACUGUCUGAAAAAUGUGAAAGCAACGUGGACUGGAAUGGAACUUCGAAGGAAGAUGUUCUAUUAUAUUGCUAAAGCCGUUCUGAGCGAAAAACGGAACCGUCCCGAUAUAGCAUUGGUUAAAUCCAAGUUAGCUUUAGAAAUGGCCAAUAGUGGUAAAUUUAAAAACGAACAACCAUCUAUUCAGACAUUAAUAGAAAAAUAUGAAUACGAAAAUGCUGUUGCCAAUGAAAAUGAACUAGAUGCAACACUGAAAGAGCUAGACAAAAUAAAACUAGACGAAGAGUAUUGAAUCGGGUUGCUGCAUAGGCGUACUGGCUUGAUGAACGUUACGGGGGCGGGGUGUGGGGGGGGGGGGCGCAGAACCUAAAAUGCCCGAAAAAUAAUCGGGUCACAAACCACGAGCACGGUAGGGGGGUCUCGCCCUCCCCGAAAAUUUUUUGAAAAUUUAACCGCCGCAAAUGCUUUUUUCUGCUAUUCUCACCGGUUUGUUAAUCAACGCCAAAUUUCCCAAUCGUUUUGCAAUCGAAAUCCCACCCUAUUUCGACCUGAAUGCCAACCAUCCAAUUGGAUUGUUGCAGCUGCAUUCACAAUAAUAAUCGAUGCCCGACAAAUGUUGCACAAAGUAGAGUUGCUUCAUAGUCAAUGGUUUUAUCGAUAGUCAGUGGUUUUUAUCCAUAGUCAAUGGUUUUAUCCAUAGUCAAUUCAUUACAAAUUCGUGGUAUUCAAUUAAAAGAAAAUUAAUAUUAGUGUUUUAUUACAUUUUGGGCACUUUAUUUUGCCCCCCCCCCCUGCCCUGCCCCCCCCCCCCUGGCUCGCACGCCUAUGCGUUGCUGCAAGAAUUCGCCAUUGUGGAAAUACAAUAUGUUUUGGUGUCAACUUGAAUCAUCAUCAUCGUCGACAUAAACUUUAACAUAAUAUAGCAUAAUAAAUCAUCAAUCUUCUAAUAGUUUCAAACAAACAUUGCUUUUAUGUCACGUAUUGAAAUGCCACCGGACUUCAAUGAUUUGUCGUACACAAUUAUUCAUUGUGCAAUGCCACGUAAUUAGGGCUAGUGUGCUUUUAUCUAAACACCUGCGUUUUAUAAUCGCAAUACUGCUUGACCAAAUGUAACUUAUUAUAUAUUGUUUUCUUGUGUUUUAUUUUAUACUUUUUUUGAGAUUGAUACUUACAAGACUCUUUAUUUUUUCUCUUAUUUGAGUGAAGUUUAGUGUUUUUAGACACUUAUAUAAUACAUAUAUUGUUUUAUGUAGAUUAAAACAUAUCUAGUUA